Messenger RNA from Nicrophorus vespilloides, 1824 nucleotides. It is a transcript of the gene Sp8, whose product is annotated as transcription factor Sp9-like. The transcript is spliced from 2 exons. NCBI's taxonomy places the organism in Eukaryota, Metazoa, Arthropoda, Insecta, Coleoptera, Silphidae. Gene Ontology annotation, molecular function: RNA polymerase II cis-regulatory region sequence-specific DNA binding; DNA-binding transcription factor activity, RNA polymerase II-specific. Gene Ontology annotation, biological process: regulation of transcription by RNA polymerase II. The record is from RefSeq and is a predicted model, not a curated record. Bases 211 to 1626 code for a protein of 471 amino acids.
CCGUUCCGUACAGAUAUCAAUAUUAUACCGCGCGUUGCGUUCGCCCGCGGUUUUUUGUUUUGUUCCAACCACCUCACGACAAAAUCAUAAUUGUAAUAGAAGAACGCAACAAGGAGUGAAUCAAAAGUUGUUAAUUAAAGCAAGGAGAGUGUGAUGUGAGAGGCAGUUCUACCGCCCCCAACGAUCCCCGUUCAGUUCGAUUUUUUCUUGAUGCACAGUGGGAGGAUGAAUUGCACGUACUCGUAUCAAGUGCAGGCAACGUCGCCGACCGCCGCCACCGGCGCCGAAUUUUUGGAGGAACACCCGAGUCUCCGUGGAACGCCUCUAGCGAUGUUGGCGGCUCAAUGCAACAAAUUAUCGAGUAAGAGUCCACCACCUCUUGCCGAUGCAGCUGUGGGUAAAGGUUUCCACCCAUGGAAGAAGAGUCCACAGGGUGCACCAUCCCCAGGGUCGACUGGUGUUUCGACAUCCAGUAGCUCACUAACACAACGCUCUUCUGCAGCGAACUCCACCUACUCCAGCAGACCGGUGAUGACGAGCUGCUCAAGCGUUCCAACCACAGCAUCAUACGGAAGCGACCUAUACUUCCCGGGGGCCACGACCCAACCGGCCGUAGCGGACAACAGCCACGUGCACCACCACCAGUCUUCCUUGCUGGGUAAGGUGGAAGGCGCUGCGACAGCUCACCACGCCGCUCUGGGAACAGUAUACUCGAGACAUCCGUACGAAUCCUGGCCAUUCAACACGAUGUCUACAGCCACCCAUCACGGCGCCAUCAAGAGCGACUCUGUGACAUCCGCAAACGCCUGGUGGGACGUUCAUUCGGCGACGGCGGGAAGCUGGCUCGACAUGAGCGGAGCGGCGGGAAUGCACGCUCAGAUGGCCGCGGCCAACUACACCUCAGACUACUCAACGCUCACGCACUCUCUGGCCGCCUCCAAUCAUCUCCUCUCAUCCGGACAGCACCUGCUCCAGGACACCUACAAAUCUAUGCUACCCGGAGCCCAAUCCUCCUUCGGUUUACACGCAACAUCUUCAGCACCGUCACCGACCUCCGGCAGCAGCAGUCUCCCACCGCAGGUGCCAUCACCGAGAUCGCAGCGCCGCUACACUGGAAGAGCAACGUGCGAUUGCCCUAAUUGCCAGGAGGCCGAACGUUUAGGUCCCGCAGGCGUCCACCUGAGGAAGAAGAACAUUCACAGCUGUCACAUCCCCGGGUGCGGCAAGGUGUACGGAAAGACGUCGCAUCUGAAGGCCCAUCUCAGAUGGCACACCGGAGAGAGACCGUUCGUCUGCAACUGGUUGUUCUGCGGAAAGAGGUUCACCAGGUCCGAUGAGCUGCAGCGUCAUCUCCGAACGCACACCGGUGAAAAACGCUUCGCCUGUCCCAUCUGCAACAAGCGUUUCAUGCGCUCAGAUCACCUAGCGAAGCACGUGAAGACGCACAACGGUAACGGUAAGAAGGGCAGCUCAGAAUCCUGCAGCGAUUCCGAGGAGAACUCCCAGAGCGACAUGACAAACGUCAAUUCCCCCGGCUCGAUGAACCACACCCCUCCGCCGGUCGCACCCAUGGGUAGCCUGGAUUUAGUUUCCGGGAUGGAAUCGAAACCACCAGGUCUCGUUUGAAACCGGUGGGGCCCUACGCUGCUCUAUCCUAGCUAUCGCUAGCGGCCUAAGGCCCCAAACGAUGCUGCAUUCACACUGCAUACUAAGCAGUAAAAUCGCACAUCAAUACAAAGAAGAAGAAAAACAAAAAAAAAGAAACGCAAGGAAUUUAAAACAUCCCUUAUUAUUUUUGUAUUAUAUUCGCCUGUACAUACUACG